Callorhinus ursinus (northern fur seal) is the source of this 2002-nucleotide messenger RNA. It is a transcript of the gene SLC1A2, whose product is annotated as solute carrier family 1 member 2. Gene Ontology annotation, molecular function: neutral L-amino acid transmembrane transporter activity; L-glutamate transmembrane transporter activity; glutamate:sodium symporter activity. Gene Ontology annotation, cellular component: plasma membrane. The record is from RefSeq and is a predicted model, not a curated record. Gene Ontology annotation, biological process: L-aspartate transmembrane transport; L-glutamate import across plasma membrane. NCBI's taxonomy places the organism in Eukaryota, Metazoa, Chordata, Mammalia, Carnivora, Otariidae.
GGAAAGAGGGAGACAGACUCCAAACUUGUUCCCACUGUGUUUUUGCAGCUUGCCGUAGACCUGAACUAGGAUGUGGCAAGAGAUCAGACCAGUCCAGGGAGCAGCCAAGAUUAGCUGGGAUUUAAAAUAAAACCCUUUAACAGGAGGUCACCUAGAAUAACGCUCACGUAUGUAUCCGUGAAGAGGCCUGAGGACCAUAUCCGGAGAAGUGCCAACAACAUGCCCAAGCAGGUGGAGGUACGAAUGCACGACAGCCAUCUCAGCUCAGAGGAACCGAAGCAGCGGCAUCUAGGCUUACGUCUGUGUGAUAAGCUGGGGAAGAAUCUCCUGCUCACACUGACUGUGUUCGGUGUCAUCCUGGGGGCAGUGUGUGGAGGGCUUCUUCGCUUGGCAUCUCCUCUCCACCCUGAUGUGGUCAUGUUAAUAGCCUUCCCAGGGGAUAUACUCAUGAGGAUGCUAAAAAUGCUCAUCCUCCCUCUCAUCAUCUCCAGCUUAAUCACAGGGUUGUCGGGCCUGGAUGCUAAAGCCAGUGGGCGCUUGGGCACGAGAGCCAUGGUCUAUUACAUGUCUACAACCAUCAUUGCUGCAGUGCUGGGGGUCAUCUUGGUCUUGGCUAUCCACCCGGGGAACCCCAAACUCAAGAAGCAGCUGGGGCCCGGGAAGAAGAAUGAUGAGGUGUCCAGCCUGGAUGCCUUCCUGGACCUUAUUCGAAAUCUCUUUCCUGAAAACCUGGUCCAAGCCUGUUUUCAACAGAUUCAAACGGUGACCAAGAAAGUCCUGGCGACACCUCCGUCAGACGAGGAGGGCAAUGCCACCAACGCUGUCAUCUCCUUGUUGAACGAGACUGUGAUGGAGGCGCCUGAGGAAGCGAAGGUGGUUAUCAAGAAGGGCCUGGAGUUCAAGGACGGCAUGAAUGUCUUAGGUCUGAUAGGGUUUUUCAUUGCUUUUGGCAUCGCCAUGGGGAAGAUGGGAGAGCAGGCCAAGCUGAUGGUGGAAUUCUUCAACAUUUUGAAUGAGAUUGUAAUGAAGUUAGUGAUCAUGAUCAUGUGGUACUCUCCCCUGGGUAUCGCCUGCCUAAUUUGUGGAAAGAUCAUUGCAAUCAAGGACUUAGAAGUGGUUGCUAGGCAACUGGGGAUGUACAUGAUCACGGUGAUUGUGGGCCUCAUCAUCCAUGGGGGCAUCUUUCUCCCCUUGAUUUACUUUGUAGUCACCAGGAAAAACCCUUUCUCCUUUUUUGCUGGCAUUUUCCAAGCUUGGAUCACUGCCCUGGGUACUGCUUCCAGUGCCGGAACUUUGCCUGUUACCUUCCGUUGCCUGGAAGAAAAUCUGGGAAUCGAUAAGCGCGUGACCAGAUUUGUCCUCCCGGUUGGAGCAACCAUCAACAUGGACGGUACAGCCCUUUAUGAAGCGGUGGCCGCCAUCUUUAUUGCCCAGAUGAACGGUGUUAUCCUGGAUGGAGGCCAGAUUGUGACUGUGAGCCUCACGGCCACGCUGGCGAGCGUGGGUGCAGCCAGUAUCCCCAGUGCGGGCCUCGUCACCAUGCUCCUCAUCCUGACGGCUGUGGGCCUGCCGACGGAGGACAUCAGCCUGCUGGUGGCCGUGGACUGGCUGCUGGACAGGAUGAGAACUUCAGUCAAUGUUGUGGGGGACUCUUUUGGGGCUGGGAUUGUCUAUCACCUCUCCAAGUCUGAGCUGGAUACCAUUGACUCCCAGCAUCGAGUGCAUGAAGAUAUUGAAAUGACCAAGACUCAGUCCGUUUAUGAUGAUGUGAAGAACCAUAGGGAAAGCAACUCUAAUCAAUGUGUCUAUGCCGCACACAACUCUGUCAUAGUAGAUGAGUGCAAGGUGACUCUGGCAGCCAACGGAAAGUCUGCCGACUGCGGAGUCGAGGAAGAACCGUGGAAACGUGAAAAAUAAGGAUGUGACUCUCAGCAAAUUUUUGAACAAACUCCCCAGCGUAUCUUAUGGUAAAAAGAGAAUAUAAACAAGCUGUCUUUAAAAA